This is a messenger RNA of Salvelinus namaycush (lake trout), 1284 nucleotides long. RefSeq names its product fucolectin-3-like. Bases 445 to 1014 code for a protein of 189 amino acids. The transcript has 4 exons. Lineage: Eukaryota; Metazoa; Chordata; Actinopteri; Salmoniformes; Salmonidae. The record is from RefSeq and is a predicted model, not a curated record.
CUUAUUCCAAUCUCUGUACUUUUUGUGUGAACUGCACUUUUUGUAUUCCUUGUACAGUAUGCUCAUGAGUAUGUUCAUAAGACAUGAUGAAGCUUCACAGACACACUAAGACGGCCUUGAGUGUUGUGAAGACUCAGUGGAACAACCUGGUGACACAUAAGUAUGUUGCAUAAAUUCAUAGAUCUUUGUACUGUAUUGGUAAGUGUAAACCUUCUAUUUCCUUAAAUACCAUGUUGCCUUAAAGAAAACUACUGGUCAAUCCUCACAGAACUCCUACAUGGGGUCUCUGACAAUGUCGUAGAUGGAAGACGCCUCUCCAUGUACAAAGACAAAUCAUGCAGCCGCACCAAGUCCCAAGUCAACCCAUGGUGGAGGGUGGACUUGCAGCAAACUUAAAACAUCACCUCCAUAACAGUCACCAACAUUGAAGACGUUGAUCCAGAGAUGAUCGAUGGUGCUGAAAUCCACUUUGGAAACUAUCUGCAGAAUAACGGCAACAACAAUCCAUUGUGCGCUGUGAUGUCCUCAUAUUCCGCGUGGGAGGUCAUGACCUUUCAGUGCAGAGGGAUCGAGGGUCGCUAUGUGAACGUCUUCUUGCCGGGCUGCAAUAAAGACCUGUCACUGUGUGAGGUGGAGGUGAAUGUGGGCAGCCGUCCAGAGAGGAGGGUGCAAGAUAUGAAGAGAGGGCAAAACAUUCUAUGCCUACAUCAUAAGACUCAAUAUGAGAGUGCAGCCACUGUAGCCAGUCAGUCGUCGCAGUGGGACAAGUUUGGAAAUGCCAACAAUGCCAUUGACCUGAACUGGACCAAUUGGUAUCUGGAGGGGUCCUGCAGCCACACGAAAGCAGAUAUCGACUCCUGGUGGCGGGUGAACCUGAGACCCACAACAUCACCUACGUCACCAUUACCAACAGAGGGGACUGCUGCUCCGAUAGGAUCAGUGGAGCAGAGAUCCACAUUGGGGAAUCACUGUUCAACAACGGCAAUAGCAACCCACUGUGACUUAUCUUCGUAACACAACUUCUGGCUGGCUACACAACGCACUAUGUGUCAUCCCAGUAACACAAUUCUGCCUUAAACAACACAGCCAUCUCCAUAACUCAUCAUCAUCAACUAUGAGAAUUGAACCAGACUUAAAGGGGCAAUCCGGAGUUGAAACAAUAACAAACGGUUCUCCCAGACUAGGGAUGGGUCUGGAGAAAUGUAACCACUCUUAAAUUCAUAGACAUAGCUAUGGAUGCAAGGACUGACCAUCUGUGAAAUAAAAAUUUUAGUUGGAACCAUG